This is a messenger RNA of Aspergillus puulaauensis, 360 nucleotides long. RefSeq lists its product as uncharacterized. The record is from RefSeq and is a predicted model, not a curated record. Lineage: Eukaryota; Fungi; Ascomycota; Eurotiomycetes; Eurotiales; Aspergillaceae. Bases 1 to 360 code for a protein of 119 amino acids. The transcript is spliced from 4 exons.
AUGAAGAUCAGUCUUGCCUCAGCUUCCAUCCUGCUCACCGCGCUCACUCCAGCUGUUUUGGGACAAGAUAAUAACGACCCGGCUGACGCACUGUUGUAUCUGUGGAAUACCCGUGGAGCUGCCUUUAAAGCUGUAGCAUCGACGGAAUGCAAGACAGAUUUGGACCCUGACUAUUAUUCAUUGACCCAAAUCAAAAUUGGAGGGAAGAAAGGACAACCGCCGCCAGACAUCCAGUGCGACUUCUACACAACCCAGGAAUGCGAUGGUGAACCGUUUACCGCUGUAGCUGGUGUGACCUACGAGUUUGACGAUGAUGAUCCAUUCGUCGUUGGUAGCUACAAGUGUGAACCUGUAGAAUGA